Messenger RNA from Vicia faba (fava bean), 6099 nucleotides. Lineage: Eukaryota; Viridiplantae; Streptophyta; Magnoliopsida; Fabales; Fabaceae. The record is from the annotation of a GenBank genome assembly.
AUGGAUAUUGUAAUUUCUGUUGUUGGAAAGGUCUCAGAGUAUACUGUUGCUCCUAUUGGACGUCAAGCAAGUUACUUGAUAUGCUACAAAGCCAAUUUCAAAAUGUUAGCUGAUGAUGUUAAAGAUCUUGAUGAUGAAAGACAAAGGAUGAUCCAUUUGGUUGAAGAAGAAAGGAGAAAUGGUAAAACAAUUUUUCCAGGUGUGGAGACAUGGAUUAAGAAUGUGGAUGAGGUCAUUGAAAAAGUGGCUCAGCUUCAAAAUGAUCCUCGCCAUGCCAAUCUUAGGUGCUCAGCAUGGCCAUUUCCCAAUUUGAUUUCACGUCAUCAACUAAGCAGGAAAUCCACAAAACUUGCAAAAGAUGUUGUUCAAUUUAAACAAAAAAGGUUUUCUGGUCCACUUGGUUUCCUUCCUGCUCUAGAUGGAGUAGCCUCUUCUUCCUCAACAAGAGGUGAUGAAAAAUAUGAGACAAGAGAGACACUUAAGCAGGAGAUUAUGGAAGCUUUAAAAGAUCCUAAUUCACGCAACAUUGGGGUGUAUGGGUUGGGUGGGGUGGGUAAGACCACUCUGGUGAAGGAAGUUUCUCAAAUAGCCAAGCAACACAAAUUGUUCGAUGAAGUGGUUACAACGCAUGUAUCCCAAAAUCCAGACUUGAAAACAAUUCAAGGGGAGAUUGCAGAUACAUUGGGUCUGCGAUUCCCUGAUGAGACUAUUCAAGGCAGAGCUGAUCGACUAAGACAGAGAAUCAAGAAAGAGAAAAGUAUCCUUAUCAUUCUAGAUGAUAUAUGGACCGUAAUUGAUUUGAAGAAUGUGGGAAUUCCAUUUGGUGAUGAGCAUAAUGGUUGCAAAUUGUUUAUGACAAGUAGAAGUCAAAAUGUGUUGGUACAAAUGGAUGUUCCAAAAGAUUUCACUUUCAGACUUGAACUUAUGAGUGAAAAAGAGGCAUGGAGCUUGUUUCAAUUUAUGGCUGGUGAUGUGGUUAACAAUAGGGAUUUGAAAGAUGUAGCAAUUCAAGUUGCCCAAAAAUGUGCGGGUUUGCCUCUUCGUGUUGUUAUGGUAGCACGUGCAAUGAGAAAUAAGAGGGAUGUCCAUUCUUGGAACGAUGCAUUAAGGAAAUUACAAAGUAAUGAUCAUGCAGGGAUGGACACAUUAACUUAUUCUGCUUUGGAAUUGAGUUACGACGCAUUGGAAAGUGAUGAAGUUAGGGAUCUAUUCUUGCUUUUUGCAUUACUUCUAGGUAACAUUAGAGAGUAUUCUCUAGAAGUUGCAAUGGGUUUGGACAUAUUAAAGCAUGUUAAUACCAUGGAUGAUGCAAGAAAUAGACUUUACGCAAUAAUAAAAUCUUUGGAGGAGACAUGUCUUUUGCAUGAAAGUAAAACAAGCGGAGAGAUCAAAAUGCAUGACUUUGUUCGUGAUUUAGCUAUAUCCAUAGCACGCAGGGACAAACAUGUAUUUCUAAGGGAAUUUGCUGAUAUGGAAUGGCCAACUAAUGAUUUUUUGAACAGGUGCACGCAGAUCAUUCUAUGUAAUUGUCAUAAUUUGCACGAGCUUCCUCCAAAGGUUGAUUGUCCAAGCAUUAAGUUUUUCUGUUUCAUCAGCAGGAAUCGAACUUUAGAAAUCCCAGAUAUGUUUUUUGAGGAUUUCUGUGUUUUGGAAAACAUGGAUGUAAUAGAAGCUUUGCAAAAUUUAGAAAUUCUUAGUUUCUGGAAUUCUUCAAUGAUCAAGUUGCCAAGCGAAAUAGGGAGAUUGACUAAAUUGAGAAUGCUUAAUUUGAGCCAUUCAGGAAUAGAAGUAGUCCCACCCAAUAUCUUAUCAAGCUUGACUAAGUUGGAGGAGUUGAAAAUGGGCAAUACGUCUAUUAAUUGGGCAGAUGUGAAUUCUACAGUUGAAAAUGAAAAUGCUAGCAUUGCCGAGCUUCGGAAACUACCCAACUUGACAGCUCUAGAAUUACAAAUUCGCGAGACUUGGAUGUUGCCAAGGGACUUGCAACUGAUUUUUGAGAAGCUGAAAAGAUACAGAAUAGCUAUUGGAGAUGUAUGGGAAUGGUCUGACAUUGAAGAUGAAAACUUAAGAACAUUGAUGCUUAAACUUGGUGGUACCAACAUACAUUUGGAGCACGGAAUUAAAGCUUUGAUUAAAGGUGUUGAGAAUUUGUACUUGGAUGAUGUAGAUGGAAUUCAAAAUGUGCUUUAUGACCUAAAUGGGGAAGGAUUUCCAUUUCUGAAACAUCUCCACGUCCAAAAUAAUGCAAACAUGAAACACAUUGUUGACUCUAAAGAGAGGAAUCAAAUCCAUGUGUCCUUUCCCAUCUUGGAAACUCUGGUACUUGAUAAUCUUAAAAACUUAGAAAAUAUAUCUCGUCCACUUUCAGCUACUUCUUUUGAAAGUCUUAGUGUUAUCAAAGUCAAAAGUUGCUUCCAAUUAAAAUAUCUUUUCUCCUUUACAAUGGUUAAACGACUUUCCCACCUUUCUAAGAUUGAAGUUUGUCAGUGCAAUUCUAUGAAAGAUAUAGUACUCGAAGACAACAAUUUAAGUGCAAAUAAUGAAAAAAUUGAGUUCCUUCAAUUGCGUUCUCUGACUCUAGAACAUUUGGAGACACUCGAUAAUUUCUUCUCACACUCCAAAAGUAAGAAAAAGUAUCAAGGUUUGGAACCUUAUGUUUCUUCUACGCCAUUUUUCAAUGUCCAGGUUGUAUUUCCUAAUUUGGAUAUCCUUAAAUUGAGCUCACUCAAUUUGAGUAAAAUUUGGGAUGAUUAUUCCAUGUACAACUUGACUAGUUUGAUUGUGGAGAGUUGUGGCGAAUUGAAAUACUUAUUCUCUUCUACGGUGGUUGAAAGUUUUAAGAACCUCAAACACCUUGAAAUAAGUAAUUGUCCUUUGAUGGAAGAAAUAAUAUCUAAAGAAGAGGGAAACAAUCCAUUGAAUGAGGUUCCUUUCUUGAAAUUAGAGAAAAUAAUAUUGAAGGAUAUGGACAACUUGAAGACAAUAUGGCACCACCAAUUUGGGUCAUUGAAGUCGUUGCAUGUGAACAAUUGUAAAAGAAUUGUGGUAAUUUUUCCUUCUUCAAUGCAAAAAACUUAUAACAAAUUAGAGAUGUUGGAGGUUACAAAUUGUUCUUUGGUGGAAGAAAUAUUUGAAUUGACUUUCAGCUGUAUAGAGGAUACAACACAUUUGAAAGAAGUUACAAUAAUUGGAUUGCCGAAGUUGAAAAAGAUAUGGAGUCGGGAUCCUAAAGAAAUUCUUAGCUUUCAAAAUCUAACAGAUGUGCAACUAAUUGAUUGUGAAAGUUUGGAGUAUCUAUUACCAUUUUCUGUAGCCACUACUAGUUGUUCACUUCUCAAAGAACUUGUGAUAAAAGAUUGUGCAAGCUUGAAUAUAAUUGUUGCAGAGGAGAAAGAAUCUAGGGUGUGUGCAUCUCCCAUAUUUAUGUUUAAUCAACUGAAUGCUCUAGUGCUUUGGAACUCGAACAAACUCAAGUGUUUCUAUGUUGGAGAGCAUACUCUAUCAUGUCCAUCUUUGAGGAAAAUUGAUGUUUUGAGAUGUUCAAAAUUGAACUUGUAUAGAACUCUUUCCACAAGCAGCUCUAAAAGUAGUUUUCAACAUGACAAACUCUCAGUCGUAACUCAACAACCACCUUUCAUCGCCGAAGAGGUUAUUCCAAACUUGGAGAGGUUGAGGAUAGAACAAAAGGAUGCUGACAUGAUAUUGCAAGCCCAAAACUCAAGUGCCCUCUUUACCAAACUGACAUUUCUUGGUUUAGGAUUUUAUAACAAUGAAGAGUCUACAUUUCCUUAUUGGUUUCUUAGUAAUGUGCAUACUCUUGAGGUGUUAGUUGUUGAGUGGAGUCGCUUCAAGAAGAUUUUUCAAAACGAAAAACAAACAAGUGAGAAGACUCAUAGUCGGAUCAAAAUUCUGGAAUUGAGUGAAUUACAUAAACUUCAACAAAUAUGUGAGGAAGGAUCUCGAAUUGACCCAGUUCUUGAGUUCCUUGAACACUUAUGGGUUGCUAACUGUUCUAGUUUGACAAAUUUGUUGCCUUCCUCUGUCACCCUUAAUCAUCUGAAUUAUCUAGAGAUAAUAAGUUGCAAUGGUCUAAAAAGUUUAAUUACAACUCCUACGGCACAAAGUUUGGUGAAACUCACAACACUUAUGGUAAGAGAUUGUAAAUCACUUGAAGAAAUAAUUACCGGAGUAGAAAGUGUUGACAUUGCAUUUGUUAGUUUAGAAGUUUUGAUGUUGGAAUGUUUGCCAAGCCUCAACAAAUUUUGCUCUAGCAAGUUCUUCUUGAAGUUUCCAUUGUUGGAGGAAGUAAUUGUGAGAGAAUGUCCUUACAUGAAGAUAUUUUCAGAAAGAAACCCAAGUACACCAAAUCUUCGAAAAGUUAAAAUUGCAGAAAAUGAAGAGGAAUGGCAUUGGAAGGGAAACCUAAAUGAUACAAUAAAAAAAAUGUUUGAAGAAAAGGUUGCAUUUUCUAAAUUCAAAUAUUUAGCUUUAUCAAACCACCCUGUGCUAAAGGAUUUAUGGUACGGCCAAGUGGAUCAUCAGAAUGUAUUUUGCAAUCUGAAACAUCUAGUGGUGCAAAGAUGUGAUUUCUUAUCACAUGUACUUUUUCCAUCAAAUGUUGUUCAAGUGCUACAUAAAUUGGAAGAACUAGAAGUGAACAACUGUGAUUCAUUAGAAGCCAUAUUUGAUGUUAAAGGUAUGAAGUCUAAUGAAUCAAUAUUGAUAAAACAAAGCAGUCAAUUAAAAACGUUGACUUUGUCUUGUUUAUCAAACUUGGAGCACAUAUGGAACGAGGAUCCUCAUGAAAUUAUGAACUUUGGAAACCUAUGCUCGGUGGAUGUUUCUUCGUGCCAAGGCUUGUUAUACAUCUUUUCAUUGUCCAUGUGCCAAGAUCUUGGAAAUCUUGAAAUGCUUGAGAUAGAUUCUUGCGGAGUCGAGGAUAUUGUUGCAAUGAGAGACGGACCAAUGGAAAUUAGUUUAAAUUUCCCCCUACUAAAUACAUUGGUACUAUGCGGUUUGACAAAACUAAAGAGUUUCUAUCAAGGAAAACAUACUUUAGAAUGCCCUUCAUUGAAGAUUUUGAAUGUAAGUCGUUGUGAAACAUUGAGAAUGUUUUCCUUCAACAAUUUAGACUUGCAACAACCUGAGUAUUUGGUGGAUGAAAGUUCCCAACAAGCCCUUUUUUCUAUUGAAAAGCUAAGCACCAACCUGGAGGAGUUGGCGAUAAAUGCAAAGGAUGCCUUUAGAAUGUUGAAUGAUUACUGUCAAGAAAAUAUCUUUCCUAAAAUACAACUUCUUCGUUUGCAACGCUUUGAUGAAACUCCAACUGUUUUUUUGAAUGAUUUCCAUGCAACAUUACCUAAUCUAACAACUCUUCAAUUGCGUAAUAGUUGUUUUGAAACAUUAUUCCCUUCAAAAGGAACUCCUGGCAAUCUCAAUGAUGGACUUUCUAAGCAAAUAAAAGAAUUGUGGCUUUAUGGAUUGGAAAAGAUGAAUUAUAUUUGCCACGAAGAUUUUCCAUUGAAUCUUGAAGGUUUAUACGUAAAUAGUUGUCCAAGUUUGAUAUGCUUGAUACCAUCGUCCACAUCUUUCACAAAUAUGACGACUUUGGAGGUGAAUGAUUGCAAAGAGUUGUUUUAUUUGAUAACAUCUUCAACAGCUAAAAGCUUAGUUCAGCUCAGAGAAUUAAAAAUAAAGAAGUGUGAGAAGAUGUUGGAUGUUGUGAAGAUUGAUGAUGAAAAAGUAGAGGAAGACAUCAUAUUUGAAAAUUUGAAAAUCUUGAAGUUCAUUACUUUGUUAAGUUUAAGAAGCUUCUCAAGUGGGAAACAAACAUUCAUAUUCCCAUCUUUGGUGCGUUUUGUUGUUAAAGGAUGUCCUCAAAUGAAGAAUUUUUCAUUAGGAGUCACAGAAGCACCAUGCUUGACAGAAAUUGAAGUUGAAGAGGAAAAUUUACGAUGGAAAGGUGAUCUUAACACAACUAUUGAACAAUUGUUCAUAGAAAAGCAAGCCCCACAUUGUGAUGGGACCAUCGUAUCAUCAUAUUCCCAAGAUGAUGAGAUUGCAUGCGAAGAUGGUAUUGAUGCAGAAGCUAAAGAGUGA